This is a messenger RNA of Nilaparvata lugens (brown planthopper), 1580 nucleotides long. Its product is annotated as cyclin-dependent kinase 5 homolog. Gene Ontology annotation, biological process: protein phosphorylation. The coding region runs from base 238 to 1452 and encodes 404 amino acids. NCBI's taxonomy places the organism in Eukaryota, Metazoa, Arthropoda, Insecta, Hemiptera, Delphacidae. The record is from RefSeq and is a predicted model, not a curated record. Gene Ontology annotation, cellular component: nucleus; mediator complex. Gene Ontology annotation, molecular function: cyclin-dependent protein serine/threonine kinase activity; RNA polymerase II CTD heptapeptide repeat kinase activity; ATP binding. The transcript is spliced from 2 exons.
UAGGGCUACUACCUCAUUUGAAUGAUCACAGUUUACUGUUCUGACAAACAUCAUCUGACUGAAACAUAAAAAUUGUCUUAUAAUAUGAAACAAGAAACGUGAAUUUUUAAAGCAGUAGACAAUAACCUAUAAAAUAGGGUUUGAUGGUUAUUGAAGCCUCAUGUUUACAACGAUAAUACAUUUGAAUGUAAAAUAAGUAUUAAUGUGAAUGUUCCAAUUUUCAAGCAUUAUAAAUCAAUGUCUUCAAGUGCAAAGAGAGUUGCUUUUAUCACAAAAAUAGUCCCCACUGCUCCAAAAGAAAAGUACGAAUUUGUUGAUGAUUUAGUAACAGGAAAGUUCACGUCAAUUUAUAAAGCAAAAUUGAGGAACGACAAUCAGAAUAAGGAUAUCAAGCUUUUUGCCAUUAAAAUACUGAAGCGCUACGAACUUCACUUGAACGAAAGAGAAGUAAAUAUUUUAAAAAAGCUGGACGACUCUAGACAUAUUGUGAAAGUGUAUGAUUUUAUAGAGGAAGAGCCCAAACUAUUUUCAAUUGUAAUGGAACUGUGUAUGACAGAUUUGUAUGAGAUUUUGAUUGAGAAAAAAAUAGUAGUAGAGGUGCCUGAGAAGAAAACAAUGUUCAGUCAUAUAUUGAGAGGUUUGGAUGCUAUACAUUCAAGAAACAUUAUACAUAGAGAUAUAAAGACUAAAAAUCUGUUGCUUUCUUACGACGGAUACGUGAAGAUAGGUGAUUUUGGAAUUGCAUGUCAAGGUCCACCGUUUUAUGCAGAUCAUUCAACCAUUUUUACAGACCAAGUUGGUUCACUGUAUUACAGGGCACCUGAAGUUCUUCUGGGAGAGAGAAAGUACAGCGAACGUAUUGAUCUAUGGGCUGCAGGAUGUGUAGCUUAUGAGCUAUGGUCCAAUGAAAUACUAUUCAAGGGAACCAAUGAGAAGGACCAGCUGGAGAAAAUUACAGAAAUAUUUGGUUUCAUAUCUGAGGAGUCCUGGGAAGCGGUGAGGAAAUUAGAUGACCAUGCUGAGUAUGAAAGAACAACUGCCUACAGAUAUAGAUUGGAAUCUUCUCUUAGAGACAAGCUUGAAGCCAUCACCAAGGAUGAAGGCGUCAUAGAGAUGAUGCUUAGCCUUCUCAGUAUCAAUCCCUAUCAGAGGAAAACAGCUGAGGUGCUUUUGUUGCACAAUAUUUUUGAUAUUGGAUCAAAGCCACCUCCUGCUUACAAUCUUUUUUCUCUGAAAAUGGUUGUUGAAAUGUGGCCUCGCACUGCUGCCAUUCCAAGAUGCCCUUUCCGUUACAACAUGAACUUUGACAUGGAAGUCGAUCCAGACAGAGAUGAAGAGGAGAAAGACGAAGAAGAUGUAAUUGGGAUGAAAGUGAGAUUAAGUCGCUUGAGGAUGAGAGAUCAAAAAUAUCGUGUCCAUAAAAAAAUGAAAACAAUUCUACAAAAUUCUUAAGAAUUUAUUGAGUUUGAGCCUACAAUUUAAUUUUCACCUAUAGAAUACAUUGAAAACUUUUUGAUGGAUAAGUUAGUAUAAUUGAGUAAUUAGAAAUAUUGUAAUAAUAUUUUUGUAUUUCAACUUUA